This is a messenger RNA of Salvia splendens (bonfire salvia), 396 nucleotides long. RefSeq lists its product as uncharacterized. The transcript has 2 exons. Lineage: Eukaryota; Viridiplantae; Streptophyta; Magnoliopsida; Lamiales; Lamiaceae. The record is from RefSeq and is a predicted model, not a curated record. The coding region runs from base 1 to 396 and encodes 131 amino acids. Gene Ontology annotation, molecular function: nucleic acid binding.
AUGGUUAGGCUGAAAUUUCAAACAAGGGAGAUUAAAAGCAUCCUCGAAAAAACAGUGAGUACUUCAAGGAAGGAAUGGAGCAAGAGGUUAGACGAUGCCUUGUGGGCUUAUCACACUGCAUACAAAACUCCAAUCGGCAUGUCACCAUACAGACUGAUAUUUGGGAAAAUGUGCCACCUCCCUGUAGGCAUUGAACAUAAAGCUUACUGGGCAGUCAAGGAAGUGAAUAUGCAACCUAAGGUGUGUGUUGAAGAAAGGAAACUCCAACUGCAAGAGUUGGAAGAACUCAGGAUUGAAUCCUAUGAUGAAGCCAUGUGGGUGAAGCCAUUUAGAGACAACUCAGAGGUGCGCACAGUGGAAGAAAUUCCAUUGCGCACAACUGAUGUUCUCGCCUAA